Messenger RNA from Physcomitrium patens, 2533 nucleotides. RefSeq lists its product as uncharacterized. The record is from RefSeq and is a predicted model, not a curated record. Gene Ontology annotation, molecular function: cyclin binding; ubiquitin conjugating enzyme binding; ubiquitin protein ligase activity. Gene Ontology annotation, biological process: protein polyubiquitination; proteasome-mediated ubiquitin-dependent protein catabolic process; protein autoubiquitination. Gene Ontology annotation, cellular component: nucleus; ubiquitin ligase complex; cytosol. Lineage: Eukaryota; Viridiplantae; Streptophyta; Bryopsida; Funariales; Funariaceae.
UGCUCAUGGAUUAGGGUUUGCGGCCUGAGAAGUGUGGGAAGAAUUUUGAGAGGCAUGGCGAUGGCGAUGGCAGAGGGGAGAGACGGAGGACCAGGCGGUUGGCGCUACGUUUUCGAAGCGUUGCGAAAUGUCCGAUACUUGCAGCUGCUUCUAUUCCACCCGGAAAUCACUCCGUCGCGAGACUGCCUCAAUUACAGUGCCGUCGUUCGCCAUGGAUCAUCGUUGCACUGUGCUUGGGAUUCUCCCGAUGGCACGCCCCAUUCCCUCAUGGUGCCCUUGCCUGCGUGCCUGCUCGAUCUUUUGGCCCCCGUUCGGUUUUGGAUUCGCCAGGACCUUGUUGAGGUCUGGCUCGGAUUGCUGUCAGUCGAUCCUGCCUUGCACAUGCUCCAGCUGAGUCUCGAGGACGAGUGCUCUGGUCACAAUGGGUGCCGUCAAGUUGUUGAUGCGAAGCCCUUCACUGUGGACUUUGAUGCCAAGGCCCUUGAAUCAACCGAAGGAGCUCGAUUUUUCUGCACAAAGUGCUCAUGUAAGCUUACAGAUACUCCAUUCAGACGCGUCUUAGAAGUUCCAUCUAUGGACUGGCGUGAGAUAUCAGAGCAUUUCUAUGGGAACUGUUGUUGCGCAUCUUUUGGAGCUCAAGCUGAGGUUCUUGUUGCGAAGUUUCAGCAACUGCUCACUCCAGCGCAAGAUAUUUGUCUUGUGGCAUCUACCACAUGCAUCGUGCACGAAGAGAAUGUUUUCACAUCUGAAGUCAAAUGUGCCUUUUCAAAAUCAGGUGCUUGUCAAUUGUCAGAGAGCGACAAACAUGGCAGUAAUUCAUGUCCGAAUGGGUCUUCCAAGGUUACUUCCCGUGCAGACGAUCCUUUUGCUAACAACGGCAUUGAACAGAAUUCAAAAAAAUGCACAAAUUCUCCGGAAAGUGGUGACAAGUUCGAUCAUAAAAAUAAUGGGGAGGAAUCUAUGUCAGUUAUAGCCAGAGAGAGGAAUCAAGCAGUUGGGAUUACAUGUGGAGGUACAUCGGUUACUCCCUCGUCCAAGGAAACAGGCGUUAUUGAAAAUGAUGGUACAUGUGUUGUAGACGAAGUUCAAGAUUCUCAUAUUGAUAACAGUCGAGGCGGAAAGGAAGAUUCGUGUUGUUCUUCAAGCUGCUCUUCUAAAAACCAUGUCCCCACAGAAUUCUCUGUCCCGAAGGAAGCAAAGGAGGCGAGCUCAGAGAGUCUUGGUAAUGGCUUCAUGACUGGCCCAGGGUCGCAAAGCGAAGUGAUGGAUUGGGAACCGUUCUUCUGCCGCAAUUGCUCGUCACUAUUAGGUUCCAGGCGUGGUGAUAGCAGCAAGAAAAGUGUGCAAUUUUUUAAAUGCCAGAUUUCUACGGAUGAAUUGGUUCUUAGUUCAAGGAAUAUAUUUAGUGAUCACACUUUUGAAAGAUUAUUCAUACAUGAAUUAGAGAAGAAUACAGAGAGCAAUGCCUCAUAUCGGUACGUUGUGCGAAGUUUUCAAACAGGAGCGGCGACUUUACAGCUUAUCCUCCUUAACCAAAAUGCGUUAGUCACGUCGGGCAUGUGCCCCCCGAUACAUACUUUGAACGAUGAAGAUUCAGCUAAUGAGAAAAGAAACCAACGAACUUCGGGCUGGAGACCAGUAAAAGUACCCCUAAAGACUGUCGCCAAAUUCAUGUUCUGCGAUUGCAGGAUGCUAGACUUGGAGGAGUUGAGACUAAUUGACAAGUGGGCACAACUUCAAAAAGCUGAUGACAUAUUCAUGCUGGAUGCAGUAGCUGGGACAUUGUUAGACAUAUUGAAAAGCCACCAAUCGGUCUAUCCUCCAUCUUGCCAAUCAUUUCAGCAAUUCAGUUUGUCUUUUCUCUCAAAAUGAUUCACGUACAAGUUGAAAUUGAUCCUAUUCUAUAGUUUGACAUGCAUGCUCUUCAAGGUAUAGAGGAUGUUGGGUCCAUGUACGGGCAUUUCUUCCGGCAGAAGCAAGUUCUGGCCCAGCUUCUCUUUAGACAAGCUCUGAAGUCCAUUAGCGUUGAACAUGUGGAGUUUAGCUGAAAGAAUGAAGAAAAAAAUGGAGACAUCCUUGAGCCAAGCUCAUCAAAAGCAUUUGCUUGAAGGCAGUGCAUCGUUGUGAUGAGAGUGAAAUUGUCAAGAGGUGAUGGUGAUUAAACAGCGGCGUGUGUGGAAGGGCAUUUUUAUUAACUUGGGUCCCCUAUAUUCUAAGGGAUCCAAGUACUCCAGAACUUUUUUGCAAAAGUAGAGAGUGACUUUUAGCCUUUCUACAUGCAGUUUUGCUAAUCAGUACUAGUUCCUCUCGCCACUAAUUUCCUUGCACUUGCAAGCGCCACUCUUGAGUAUGUUGAGUUCUUUACAUAAUGUAGUGUUGCUGAAUUAUGUGUUUUCGGGGAGAGGAGUGUUUAAGUGAAUGGUUUUAAGUAGGUGGAUGGUAGAUGAUUUUUCAAAUGGAACUCGUUUGCAGAAAUGUAAGUGCUAUUAUUAAUAUGGUAUGACAAGUGCAACCCUUGACACAACUUGAAACA